This is a messenger RNA of Phodopus roborovskii (desert hamster), 2759 nucleotides long. RefSeq names its product Ral GEF with PH domain and SH3 binding motif 1 (gene Ralgps1). Gene Ontology annotation, cellular component: plasma membrane. The record is from RefSeq and is a predicted model, not a curated record. The transcript has 20 exons. Gene Ontology annotation, molecular function: guanyl-nucleotide exchange factor activity. Gene Ontology annotation, biological process: positive regulation of GTPase activity; Ras protein signal transduction. Lineage: Eukaryota; Metazoa; Chordata; Mammalia; Rodentia; Cricetidae. The coding region runs from base 296 to 2053 and encodes 585 amino acids.
CCGCCGUUCAGGCCGGGAGCGGACCGUUCCUACUGCGGCUGGGCACCGGCUGGGCUCCCGCGUCGGCCCCGCGUUUCAAGCUUGCGCCUGGCCUAGCCUCAACCCGGCGUGGCCAGGCCCCGGCCUCCGAACGAAGGCGCCGCUGCUGCUGGGCCUCUCGCAGGACCAUGAGGAGGCGGCGGCAGCCACUGUGGCCCACGUCAAGGUGACCAGCCGGGACUGCGGCGGUGAGAGAGAGGCGGCAGGUUAUGUCACCAGCAGAGGUGGCAUCGGAGCUCCGUGAGGCCUGGAGACUAUGUACAAGAGGAAUGGUCUGAUGGCUAGCGUGUUGGUCACCUCUGCCACUCCACAGGGCAGCAGCAGCUCAGACUCUCUGGAGGGCCAGAGCUGCGACUAUGCCAGCAAGAGCUAUGACGCUGUCGUCUUUGACGUUCUGAAAGUGACUCCCGAGGAGUUUGCCAGUCAGAUCACACUGAUGGACAUCCCCGUUUUCAAAGCCAUCCAGCCUGAGGAAUUGGCCAGCUGCGGAUGGAGUAAGAAGGAGAAACACAGUCUUGCCCCUAAUGUUGUGGCCUUUACCCGGAGGUUCAACCAGGUCAGUUUUUGGGUUGUACGAGAAAUUCUAACAGCACAGACUUUAAAAAUAAGGGCAGAAAUCCUGAGCCAUUUUGUGAAAAUAGCCAAGAAACUUCUAGAACUCAACAACCUUCAUUCUCUCAUGUCUGUGGUGUCAGCAUUACAAAGUGCUCCCAUCUUCAGGCUGACGAAAACAUGGGCUCUUUUGAAUCGUAAAGACAAAACCACUUUUGAGAAACUGGACUACCUGAUGUCCAAAGAAGACAACUACAAGCGGACUCGGGACUACAUCCGAAGUUUGAAGAUGGUGCCCAGUAUUCCCUAUCUAGGAAUCUACCUUCUAGACUUGAUCUACAUUGAUUCUGCAUACCCUGCCUCUGGCAGCAUCAUGGAAAACGAACAAAGAUCCAACCAGAUGAACAACAUCCUCCGGAUCAUUGCCGAUUUGCAAGUUUCCUGCAGCUACGAUCACCUCACUACCCUGCCGCAUGUGCAGAAGUACCUGAAGUCUGUACGCUACAUUGAAGAGCUCCAGAAGUUCGUGGAAGAUGACAACUACAAGCUGUCACUCAGAAUCGAACCAGGAAGCAGCUCUCCAAGACUAGUCUCUUCUAAGGAAGACCUUGCAGGCCCCUCUGCUGGCUCCAGCUCAGCCAGGUUCCGCCGGAGGCCCACCUGUCCUGAUGCAUCUGUGGCUGGCAGCCUCCCCACGCCACCAGUCCCAAGGCACAGGAAGAGCCACAGCCUGGGCAACAAUAUGAUGUGUCAGUUGAGUGUAGUUGAAAGUAAGAGUGCAACAUUCCCAUCGGAGAAGGCCAGGCACCUGCUGGACGACAGCGUCCUAGAGUCCCGCAGCCCCCGCAGGGGCCCCUCCCUCACCUCCUCCACCGCCGUCACCAACGGACUCUCCCUAGGCAGUAGUGAGAGCUCAGAGUUUAGUGAAGAGAUGUCUGCAGGGCUGGAAAGCAGGGGACGUCUCUACGCUACACUGGGGCCCAACUGGCGGGUUCCAGUUCGGAAUUCUCCCAGAACUCGGAGCUGUGUCUACAGCCCCACGAGCCCAUGCACCUGUACUGUGGGCAGCUCAGCCACUGUGCCCACUAUGGAGGGGCCUCUAAGACGGAAAACCCUGCUCAAGGAAGGCCGGAAGCCUGCACUAUCCUCGUGGACCAGGUACUGGGUCGUACUCUCAGGAUCCACCCUCCUAUACUAUGGAGCCAAGUCCUUGCGGGGCACAGACAGAAAACAUUAUAAAUCUACACCUGGCAAGAAGGUCUCCAUCAUAGGCUGGAUGGUGCAGCUGCCGGAUGACCCUGAGCACCCAGAUAUCUUCCAGCUGAAUAACCCUGACAAAGGCAAUGUUUACAAGUUCCAGACGGGCUCCCGGUUUCACGCGAUACUGUGGCACAAGCACUUGGAUGAUGCGUGUAAAAGCAACAGGCCUCAGGUACCUGCAAACCUUAUGUCAUUUGAGUAAGUAUCUGCAGGACUUGACACGACCUCAGAGGCUUCUGGGAGCCUGGACUAGGUCUGGUGGAGGAGAGCAGCUCUGGGCAUAAGCUGUUGGCCAAGGCACUGGAGCCCCAAAGCUUGAGGAAUGUGGCCUGCAGCCUCACAGUCUUGGAUGGCUCCCCAGUGUGAGAUCCACCUGUCAACCCACAGCAACUCUCAUGACUCAUCCUGCAGCACCACCCCACAGGGCGGUUGUCAGAUCCCAAACUGCGCACCCUAUGUCCCCUCUCUGGGCUAUCGUCUGUCCACCAGCUGCUUCUGCAUCAAGGGAGCAUCAGACCCGUGUUGGGUUCUCCGUGCUUUCUGCUACACACAGAGUGGGUGGGAUUAACCUUUGAGAGGGCUGGAGAGCAGAGACAGGUUGCUGGACAAGCUUGUUACACCCCAAGUGCACGGGCCGCUCACCUGCAGGGCCGCCUCAGAUUUUGUAUACCCCCAAAAGCAUCCUCUGCGUGUGCGUGCCGUACAUGCGUGCGUGUGAGCGAGUGAGUGUAAGCUCUCUGAGAAACAUACAUUUUGGCACAAGACUUGUGACAUUAUACACUUGUUGGCUUUGAGGCCCUGCUUGAAGCUUUAGUUACAGCCUUGCCCUCUACGUCUGAAGGGAGUCCAGAAGCUCCAUGUCAAGGGUCCCUUGAGUUCUUUUACUGUAAACAAACAAUGCCUUAAAA